Messenger RNA from Cooperia oncophora, 2946 nucleotides. The record is from the annotation of a GenBank genome assembly. NCBI's taxonomy places the organism in Eukaryota, Metazoa, Nematoda, Chromadorea, Rhabditida, Trichostrongylidae.
UUGCCGCCGGAGUAUCUGGCUUCGCUUGGUCUACAGUUGCCAUCAAACUCCGCGGACUCCACUGAAUCACCCGCAGAUUCUGAAGGAGAAGAUGACAGUAGGACCGCAAAGCAAAAAGAACGUCCCUCUAAGGCAGAGACACGAAGAGCAAGUGACGACGGCAUCGAAGGAGUCGCUGCGAAACGUCCAAAACUUGAAGAAGCGUCCGACGAAGAUAGCAACAGCGGCAGUAAAGACACUGCAUCAGUACAGGUACAAGAGGUGGAGAAAGCGGUUGAAGAAGACGAAAUGAGCGUUGACGAAGAGGAUACCGACCGGUUACAGGACCAAAAUCCAGAUAUGGAAGGUAAUGGUGAUGGUCGUGGUAUGCUGGAAAGCGUUGAUUAUUCGAAGCUGAAUAGCGUGAACAGUGAUGAACGCCAACAAGAGCUAGCCAAUAUCGCGGAAGCUGCGUUGAAGUUCCAGCCGAAAGGUCAUACCUUGGAAACUACUCAGGUCAAAACAGCAGUGCCUUUUCUAAUCAGAGGAACCUUACGCGAAUAUCAAAUGGUCGGAUUGGAUUGGCUGGUGACGCUAUAUGAAAAGAACUUGAACGGAAUUCUCGCCGAUGAAAUGGGUUUGGGAAAAACAAUACAAACUAUUGCUUUAUUGGCCCAUCUCGCCUGCUGUGAAUCGAUUUGGGGACCACAUCUCAUAAUUGUGCCGACGUCGGUUAUUCUUAAUUGGGAAAUGGAACUGAAGAAAUGGUGCCCAGCGUUCAAAAUAUUAACAUAUUUUGGUACGCAGAAGGAUCGAGUCGAAAAGCGACGGGGGUGGUCAAAACCGAACGCAUUUCAUGUGUGCAUCACCUCCUAUAAGACCGUCACUACUGAUAUUCGUGCAUUCAAAAUGAAGGCAUGGCAAUACCUAAUACUGGACGAAGCGCAGAACAUAAAGAAUUUCAAAAGUCAGCGAUGGCAAGCACUUCUGAAUGUAAGGGCGAGAAGGCGUCUACUUCUUACUGGUACUCCUCUUCAAAACUCAUUAAUGGAGCUUUGGUCGUUGAUGCAUUUUUUGAUGCCAGCGAUUUUUGCUAGUCAUGAUGAUUUCAAAGAUUGGUUCAGUAAUCCUCUAACCGGAAUGAUGGACGGAAGCGUAGAGUUUAAUGCUCCGCUAGUUCAGCAAUUGCACAAGGUUCUACGUCCCUUUAUACUGAGGAGGCUAAAGAGCGAAGUGGAAAAGCAACUGCCGAAAAAGACGGAGCACGUCAUUAAAUGCCCCCUAUCGAAGCGUCAGCGAUACCUCUACGAUGACUUCAUGAGCCGGCGAUCAACUCGCGAAAAUUUGAAAAGCGGUAACAUGCUCUCUGUUCUCAAUAUUGUCAUGCAGUUACGAAAGUGUUGUAACCAUCCUAAUCUGUUCGAACAACGGUCUGUCCAGUCGCCGAUGUGCCUACACCAUCUCCGACUUAACAUACCAGGACUUGUCGUAGAUCUCGAUGAAAAGGUGUUUGGUCGUGACCUCCCGGAGUUUUUCGAUUUACGGAAACGGUUUACAGGAGUUGGCACUUCGACUGUUGGUAGAGCACCUUUAGUCAAGGAACUGGCUGAAUCGAGCGAUGCUCGUCCGCCCAUCGUUCCCGGAUUUCGACUCCAUAGACCUAUUUCAAAUGGAGCGAAUAUCCCUAGCGCUGCACAUUCGUCAGAAAUAGCGUCUGUUGUAGACGUUAGCGCUGCAGAAUUGCAGCGAGCUGGCUUUGCUCAAAAUGAGAUGGUGCUUGUUGUUCGUGAUGGUGAAGACAUCGAGAGUUUGCUGGGUAGCAAUGCUGGGGCUCCCAUUCCUAUGCGAGUAAGGGUGAAUGAUGGGCGUUUAGUGCUUGACGCGGACGGCUUGAAGCAGAACGGCGCUGGCGCCAAGCUUUGUCAGGUUGUAACGGGUGCAAAUGGUGAGAAGACUUUGCGGGAAGUGUCGAAUCGGCUAGGGGACCAUCCAGCUGGAGGAAAUGCUCCUGUUCCUGUAUCGCAAGUGGCUAAUCCAGCUCCAGCUGCAAUUGCAGCAAUGCCAGGAGGAGCAGCAUCGACGGCUGUUGUAGCAUCGACGGCAAAUGUUGUCAAGCCAGAACGACUACCUUAUGGGCAAACUCCCAAAAAUGAUUCAGUCCCCGUACAUCAUUUACUUCGUUGUACCACAGUUGUCUCCAAAGUAGCCCCUCUGACGGUGUCGACGGCUACAACUGGUUUCCACUAUACGAUGCAGAAUGGUGGUGUCCGUGAAUGUAAUGAAAUGGGUGAAUCCAUCAUGGAUCUGUCUGCGUCACUCAGUCCUCCCUUGAAGAGACGCCGUCUUCUGUUGCCACGCAAGGAGGCUGUCACGGGAGAAUUCGCAGAUCUUGUACCGGUGGAAGUAGUGCAACGUAUGGAGGAAAAUAGCCGAUUGAGACUGCAACGUAUUGUGGAACGAUUCGAAUGUCAGCAGCGCCCUUUUUAUUCUCAACAACUGAUCUCUUUACUUAGGAAGUCAGCUGCAGCAGAGUAUGGGUUCGAAGAAGAUGAGAGGAGGGCACCAAAGACUGCAGAAUGUUCUGCUUCUUUUGAUGUACGGGAGUCUCUCAACGAAUGGAUUGGCGAGGUCAUGGAUCGAUUCUGGAUCUGGGUCAAUCCAGCUGUUACGGAUGCCCCAGAGUUACAAACAUCGUCAUCAGGUCGUGGAUAUAACGUCCGCAUCGCAGAAGAACGGAUUGCUGAGAAAUCUCGUGAUUUGUUCUCUUCAGUCCAUCCUUUGACGCACAAAUCACUCGUUGCAUCGCAAUUGCAUUUCCCGGAACUUCGCCUCAUUGAGUAUGACUGUGGUAAACUGCAGGCAUUGGCGCGACUUCUUCGCCGCCUUUAUGCUCUCAAGCAUCGCUGUCUGAUCUUCACUCAGAUGUCCCGUAUGUUGGACGUCUUGCAAGCUUUCCUUUCAUAUCAC